Molecule: messenger RNA, 1076 nt
Organism: Harpia harpyja (harpy eagle)
Lineage: Eukaryota; Metazoa; Chordata; Aves; Accipitriformes; Accipitridae
Gene: MMP7
Product: matrix metallopeptidase 7
Exons: 6
Coding region: 80-871 (263 amino acids)
Biological process (GO): collagen catabolic process; proteolysis; extracellular matrix organization
Cellular component (GO): extracellular matrix
Molecular function (GO): zinc ion binding; metalloendopeptidase activity
Source: RefSeq, a predicted model, not a curated record
AGCAUUUUAGCUGUGGUCUUGGGAGACAGAAGGUCAAACCCUUUCUGCUGCAGCAAGGCUCCUUGGCAAGCUGGGCACUAUGCAAUACCUCCUACUUUGUGCCGCCAUCCUCCUACCUAAGAGUCUUGCUUUUCCAGCACAACUUAAAACUGAAUCAUGGAGCAACACAGACUUCGAGAAUGUAAAGGCAUAUCUUGAUAAAUUCUUUCCAGUUCUUACAAAAACACGAACCCUAAGCUUAGAAGAGAGGAUUAAAGAAAUGCAGAGGUUUUUCCACCUGACUGUAACUGGAAAAUUAAAUGCAGAAACAGAAGAAAUAAUGAAACAGCCCAGAUGUGGAGUCCCCGAUAUAGAAGAUUACAAAACAUUUCCUGGAAAUCCAAGAUGGAGAAAGACACAUUUGACUUACAAGAUUGUCAAUUAUACACCUGAUCUACCCCAAAAGAAAGUGGAUGAUGCAAUUAGAAGGGCUUUUAUGGUAUGGAGUGACGUGACUCCACUGCAGUUCCAAAGAGUAUUCAACAGACAUGCAGACAUUGUGAUUGGAUUUGCACGUCGUGAGCAUGGUGAUGGAUAUCCUUUUGAUGGAAGAGGUAACACGUUAGCUCAUGCAUUUGCACCUGGAGAAGGGCUUGGUGGAGAUGCUCAUUUUGAUGAUGAUGAAAGGUGGUCAGAGUCCAACCGAGAAGUCAAUUUGUUCCUUGUUGCUGCUCACGAAUUUGGCCAUUCUUUGGGACUUGCUCAUUCAAAUGACCGUGAAGCUCUGAUGUACCCUAUCUACUCAUAUGUGAACCCAGCAACCUUCAGACUUUCAGAGGACGAUAGGAGAGGAAUUCAGAAGUUAUACGGGAGAAAGUCGUCAAACUCUUGAAGAAAGUGCUUCAAAAAGACCAAAGAAUUCACAUCUGGUUGUUUUGGUGUUCCAAACCAAUUUUAAUCCUCUAGCUGAUUAAAGUGGUAAACUCCUGGACUGCACUUUCUCUCCUGGACUGCACUUUCUCUCCUGGAAUUUUUAUAUUGAUUUGUUUGCACUUUAUACAAUUUCACUUAACAAUUAAAAAACCCUCAAACUUGUA